Messenger RNA from Mercurialis annua (annual mercury), 1224 nucleotides. RefSeq lists its product as uncharacterized. NCBI's taxonomy places the organism in Eukaryota, Viridiplantae, Streptophyta, Magnoliopsida, Malpighiales, Euphorbiaceae. The coding region runs from base 1 to 1224 and encodes 407 amino acids. The record is from RefSeq and is a predicted model, not a curated record. The transcript is spliced from 2 exons.
AUGUUGCCUCAAUUAAAUGGAACGGCGGUUGACGGCCCUUUGGCAUUCAUCAAAGAAUUCUACGGUGUGGUUGAAACUUUUCCAUUGAAUAGACUGACAGAGGAGGAACUAAGGAAAAGAUGUUUUCCUUAUUGCAUGAAGUUGAGUGCAAGAACUUGGCUUUUGAACUUGCCUGAAGGAUCAUUCAGUACGUGGGAAGAAGUGUAUAAUGCUUUCAUUACAAAAUAUUAUUCCCUGCAAAAGACUCUUGAUCUUCGCGGCAAGAUCUAUAAUUUCACCCAAUUGGAUGGCAAACCAUUCCAUGAGGCGUGGGAACGCUUCAAGAUGCUUCUUGCUCAAUGCCCACAUCAUUGCUUUGAUGAGUUAUUAUUAACUCAAAUCUUCUUUGAGGGAUUGACUAUGAGUGGGCAAACUUUGGUCGAAACGGCAUCUGGAGGAAAUUAUGGAGAAAAGACGGCAGCUGAAAUCAAUCAAAUCUAUGAGAAUGUCGCUUUAAAUUCUCAACACAGAGCGAUUAGAGGACGAAGGGCAGCCGUACAUGAGGUGUCUUCACGAAAUGACAUUGUAUCACAAGUUGCUGAGCUAACUAAGCAAGUGAAGAUGCUGUUUAGCCAAAAUCAGCAUUCAACGGAGACUUGUGCUGUCUGUGGCAUCCAGGGGCAUAUUGCAACUUCUUGCAAUUAUGCCAAUGAAAAUCAUCCAAAUUUUUCAUGGAGAGAUGGAAACAACGCUAAACCGCAAGGACCACCUGGAUUUCAACAAAAUAGAUCGGCACCUCCACCUCCACAACAAGAAAAGAAACCAUCUCUCGAAGAUAUGAUGGCACAAUUUAUGGCAAAUCAAGAUGGCCAUAAUAAGAAGAUGGAACAACGAAUGAGCCAAAUCGAGAAUGUGCAUCAAUCUUCGAUCCAUAAUGUGGAACGUCAACUUGGGCAAUUAGCCAAAAAGAUAGCUGAAAGAGAGCAAGGAAAAUUCCCAAGCAACACCGAGACCAAUCCUAAGGAAGGAGAUAUGACCAUUUCUUUAAGGAGUGGUAAGGAAGUUGACAACUCAUUAAAAGAGAAAAAGAAAGAUAACCACAUUGUGAUUGAGGAAGAGGAGGCCGAUAAAAAUAUGGAGGAGGAAAUUACUGUGGAAAAAUCUCCACCAACAGUCAAGGCAUACGUUCCUCCGAUACCAUACCCUCAGCGACAAAGAGAGAGGAUAAACGAGCUACAUUUUUAG